Molecule: messenger RNA, 2372 nt
Organism: Cercocebus atys (sooty mangabey)
Lineage: Eukaryota; Metazoa; Chordata; Mammalia; Primates; Cercopithecidae
Product: fibrocystin-like
Exons: 12
Coding region: 263-1105 (280 amino acids)
Source: RefSeq, a predicted model, not a curated record
ACGAGUUAGGUGAGUUAUAGUCUAACGUGAGCGAGUUACCUACGUGGUUGCUUCAGGCUGAGCUCUAACCAGAUAACACGGCCAUCGGUUCUUGACAGAGAGAAAUAAGAUCACUUAGAAAGAAAGGAUCAUUUCUCCCUUGAGUCACAAGGAGACAGAAACAGAAAAAAAAAGAAGGCACAAAAGCUAUGCUGCUCCAAUCAAAACUGAAAAUGUUUUUAAUGUCUGAGCAAUCUUAAGAGUAUUGAUUUAAGUGGACAGGAUGACUGCGUGGCUGAUCUCUCUGAUGGGUGUUGAAGCACUACUUUUGGCAGUACCUCACCUGAGUUUACAUAUUGAACCUGAAGAAGGUAGCCUUGCAGGGGGAACGUGGAUUACAGUCAUUUUUGAUGGUUUGGAGUCGGGUGUUCUUUACCCUAACAAUGGCUCUCAAUUGGAGAUACACCUGGUGAACACGAACAUGGUGGCGCCCGCACUGCCGAGUAUCCCCUGUGACGUCUUUCCUGUUUUCUUGGAUUUGCCUGUGGUGACGUGCCGGACCAGAUCUCUGCUGUCUGAAGCACACGAGGGUCUGUACUCCCUGGAAGCAUACUUCGGGGGACAGUUGGUAAGCAGCCCAAGUCCAGGACCACGAGACAGCUGUACUUUCAAGUUUUCCAAGGCGCAGACACCCAUCGUUCACCAAGUUUAUCCGCCAAGUGGAGUUCCAGGAAAACUAAUACAUGUAUAUGGCUGGAUUAUGACCGGAAGAUUGGAAACUUUUGAUUUUGAUGCUGAGUACAUUGAUAGCCCAGUGAUCUUGGAAGCUCAAGGAGACAAAUGGGUUACUCCUUGCUCUCUUGUAAAUAGGCAGACGGGAAGCUGUUAUCCUAUCCAGGAGGACCAUGGUCUUGGGACUCUGCAGUGCCAUGUGGAAGGCGAUUACAUCGGCUCCCAGAAUGUUAGCUUCUCAGUAUUUAAUAAAGGAAAGUCAAUGGUCCACAAGAAGGCAUGGCUGAUCAGUGCUAAACAGGACCUUUUCCUAUACCAGACACACUCAGGGCCAAUGUCUUCUUGGGAUCAGGACUCACAGGCCAGAACUUCUUCACAGCAGAGGAGGCUGUAGGAAAAGAGGGUGUGGACAGCCAUGAAGAGCCCUGGGCUGAGCUCCUCAGGGGCUGACAUUCAAUCACUAGUUGAGCGUGGUUAAGCCUUUUAAGCUUUCUGAGCCUCAAUUAAGCAUCUCUAAAAUGGACAAAGUGGUGCUUAUCCUUCUUAUGCCAAAAGUCGUCUAAAGAGGUAGAGGAGGAAGAAUCUUGGAAUUCAUCCAAGAUUUCUCUUUCUUCCUCCUAUCCAUAUCCGUUCAAUCACAAUUUCUGCCAGUUUUUAUCUCUUAUUUAUGAUGUAUCUGUACAGCAACUGUCUGUUUCUGGACCCCAUCACCUCUUGUGUUACAUGCUGCAGUGGUUUCUAGAGGCCCCGACUUGCCCUCUGCCCCUUCAAGCCCCUCCCCCACAUUCUCUAUAUCAAGCAUAUGUCUGAUGCAUGGUUCCCUCCUACUCACCAUCCUCUGAUGGUUUGCUCUCCGCUACCAGAAAUGGGCCAAACUUCUGACAUCCUCCUUGUCUGUUUCUCCAGCUCUAUCUCUCUCUCUGUCAUACUCCAGCAACACUUGCAUGCACUAUGCAAUUUCUUCUCUCCAUGCUCAGGCUAUCUUUCCUUUUUAAAUGCCCUCUCCUUCUCCUCUUCGCUAGGCCACUUCUAAUUCAUCCUUUAAGACUCAGAUUAGUGUCAUCUCUAAACAUUUUCUUCUAUACCUCAAUACUCCCGUCCUACUCCUAAACUUCUCGUUCUUUCAUAUACUCUCUCAUUUCUCCAACCCAAGGUAUUAAAUGAUAGUUUUGCACACCUGCUUUACGAUGCUGAUCUUCUUGAGGACAAGAACUAGUUUGUAUUCAUCUUUAUAUCCCUAGUAUACCAUAUAAUAGGUGCUCUGUGAAUGUUGAAAAAAAUUGUCAAAUAUCUACAACUAUGUUAAAAGUUUAAGAACUUCAUAAAUUGUUUUGUCUUUGAUCUGUGUAAUUUUGAAUGCAUGACAAAAGAAUGUGUUAAUCUCCACAUAAAGCUAAUACAAAAUUCCAGUGCUAGUGUAAAAAAAAAGAAAUUUUAAAAUAGUAGGUUAAAAGCAGGGGGUUAUUAUGAUUAGCGGUGAAUUUUGGUAUCUGACUGUAAGGGAUCAAUCUUUGCCUCCAUAUGUCUCCUCUGCUUUGUCACAUGGGAAAAAGCAUUAUAAAAUAACCUCCUAAAAUGUCUAUUUUUCAGUGGUAACCAUUCAUCACUAGCCUUUGUACCUUCAGUUUACACAAAUGUAACUCCUCUUUUCUCUGGAGGGA